AUGGCUGCUUGUCAUCUCCGUUCAAUCAGUUUACCAUCCAGAUCUCAUCCUCUAACCCUUAGUAUUGAGGAGCAGCUAUACAAGUUGAAGGCAUCACAGUCUUCGUCAAUAGGCCACAAAUUGAGUGGUUUAAAGAAAUUUUUAGAGUGUGUCGAUAAUUUGCUUCAACUGCCACAUGCCCAACGGACUCUCUCCCAUGAGGCAAAGCCAGUGUGCAGAAAUGCAUUGAACGAAUCUCUAGAGCUGUUGGAUCUGUGCGAUUUCACAAGAGAAUUUUUCUCACGGAUGAAAGAAAGUGUUCAGGAGCUUGAAUUAUCUCUCCGUAGAAGGAAAGGCAGAGUCUGUGGCUUGACAGACGAAGUUGAUGCAUAUAUGGUUUCUAGAAAAAAGCUGAACAAAGCAAUUUGUAAAUGUCUGAGAAAUUUGAAGAAAAAGGAGAGGAAUUGUACAACAGCAGUUUUCGACAGUAACACCGAUCUGACGAACUCGAUUAACAGUGUUCAAGAAAUUAGUCUUGUGCCCAAGCGUGUUUCAUGUGAAGUGGAAAUUGAAGUGAAUGAAGCAGAGAAAAUCGAUGAUGAAUUGCUUAGCCUGAAAUCAAGCAAAGACAUCAGUCUUUCACAACUUCAGAAUCUUCUCAAAGAAUUGGAAGCAUUUGAAUCAAGCAUCAAAGAGGCAGAAGAGGAGCUGGAAUGCAUCUAUAGGCGAUUGGUGAAACCCAGAGUUUCCCUUCUCAAUAUUCUGAAUCAUUAA
Molecule: messenger RNA, 753 nt
Organism: Manihot esculenta (cassava)
Lineage: Eukaryota; Viridiplantae; Streptophyta; Magnoliopsida; Malpighiales; Euphorbiaceae
Exons: 2
Coding region: 1-753 (250 amino acids)
Biological process (GO): root development; shoot system development
Source: RefSeq, a predicted model, not a curated record